AUGGAUCUAUGUCGGAUAGAAUCGAAUAGAGAUUGUAUACACGGCGACUACGUGAAAGUGUUCAUGCACUUGGAUAGCGCCGCCGUGAACGAAUACACCCCGUGGGAGACGUUGCUGUGCGGGAAACUCGGAGAAAUUCCCACCAUGCUGUAUUCCUCCGGUCCCGGACUGGUCCUGGAAUUCCACUCCAGUUUGCACACCGGCAAUUCGAGUGGCUUUUCCGGCACCUUCAGAUUUAUCGAUAAAAUGGUUUUGGAGAUAUGGCAGUGUUUCAUUCUGAUUCUGGCACCACCAGAAUCGCUUGUCGUCAUUCCCAAAUCUCCUGGUGACGAUAAGGGGUACACACUCAAGCCUGGCACGGAGAAUGAAUCUCCUGUAAUAGAACCUCGUUGCAUAGCCACGUUGAAGAAAAUGGUUCCUAGCUGCGCACUUGGAGAAUCAUAA
Phaedon cochleariae (mustard beetle) is the source of this 444-nucleotide messenger RNA. The record is from the annotation of a GenBank genome assembly. NCBI's taxonomy places the organism in Eukaryota, Metazoa, Arthropoda, Insecta, Coleoptera, Chrysomelidae.